Rhea pennata is the source of this 1794-nucleotide messenger RNA. RefSeq names its product UTP18 small subunit processome component (gene UTP18). Gene Ontology annotation, cellular component: Pwp2p-containing subcomplex of 90S preribosome; small-subunit processome. Gene Ontology annotation, biological process: rRNA processing. Gene Ontology annotation, molecular function: protein binding. The transcript is spliced from 14 exons. Lineage: Eukaryota; Metazoa; Chordata; Aves; Rheiformes; Rheidae. The coding region runs from base 32 to 1630 and encodes 532 amino acids. The record is from RefSeq and is a predicted model, not a curated record.
GGGCCCGGCGGCGGCGCGGCGGCGGCCCAAGAUGGCGGCGACCAAGAAGAAGAAGAAGAAGAAAAUGAAGAUAGCGAAGCAGCUGCAGCCGCACGCGGCGGCGGCGGCAGCAGCAGCUGCAGCGCAGGAGGCGGAGGAGGCGACCCGGCGUGACCGGCACUUGCGGGCGCUCUGCGGGGUGUCGGGCGCGGAGCGGGCGCUGGAGGAGCUGGUGUUCGGCGACAGCCUCGCGGCGGAGGAGGGCGAGCUGCUGCAGCGCCUGGCCGGGCCCCCGCCGCUUCGUGCUGCCGAGAGGGGAACCGUUCCGAAAGACUCUAGCGAUUCGGAAGUGGAGAAUGAAGCGAAGGAUAACUUCUUGCCCUCUAAGAAACCAGCCUGGGUGGAUGAUGAGGAUGAAGCUGAGGAAAAAAUUGAUAUGACGCACAGGUAUAAAAAAGAUAUGAUGAAAAGUGAUGCCGAGAAGAUACUUAGUAAGCAAAAAUUUAAAACACGACUUCAAGAAGAAUUUCAGCGAGCUAUGGGAGGAAUACCUGCCUGGGCCAAUAGAGAAAAUAGGAAGAAACCCAGAAAGACUGCAAGUGAUAGUGAUAAUGAUGAAGAUGAUGAUCUGCUAUGCAGGACUGGCAAUUUUAUAUCAAACUCUGAGUCCCUGCCAAGAGGUAUUUUACAGAUGAAGAGCUGCUUGCCUGCUAAUCAGGAACGCCUUGUUGGUGGAAAGCUGUCAACAGUGCAGUUUCAUCCUUCUGCUCAGGUUAUCCUCACUGCUGGACGUGAUCGAUCUGUGUCACUCUUUCAGGUUGAUGGUAUAAAGAAUCCAAAAAUACAGAGCAUCUAUUUAGAGAGUUUUCCAAUCUUUAAGGCUUGUUUCAGUGCUGAUGGAGAACAAGUUAUAGCCACUGGUACUCACCAUAAAAUGUUCUAUGUGUAUGACAUGAUGGGUGGAAGUAUUAUUCCUGUACAUCAAGUAAGAGGUAUGGAGGAGAAGUUUGUCAAAAAUUUUGAAGUGUCUCCAGAUGGAUCAUUUAUGCUUCUUAUUGGAACUUCAGGUUAUCUUCACUUGCUAUCAAUGAAGACAAAGGAACUGAUCAGCACUAUGAAAGUAAAUGGAAGAUCCACUGCAUCUGCUUUCACUCCGGACAGCAGCAAAAUAUAUACAUACUCAAAGGAAGGUGAAGUUUUUGUUUGGGAUGUGAAAAGCAGGAAGUGUCUACACAGAUUUGAAGAUGAAGGCUCUUUGGAAGGCAAAUGUAUCGCUGUUUCAAGAAAUAACCAGUAUGUAGCAUGUGGCUCAGUCUCUGGAGUUGUAAACUUGUAUACUACUGAUGUCUGUCUCAAAGAAAACCGUCCUAAACCAGUUAAGGCCAUAAUGAACCUAGUUACACCUGCUACAUGUGUGACCUUCAACCCCACAACAGAAAUUUUGGCAGUGGCUUCCAAUAAAGCUGAUGAGGCUGUCAAACUGGUACACAUUCCUUCGUGUACUGUAUUCUCAAACUUCCCAGUGUUCAGAAGAAAGCAAAUUUAUCUUACUCAGUCUAUGGACUUUUCUCCCAGAAGUGGCUUUUUUUCUAUAGCAAAUAAUAAAGGCAGAGCUUUAUUGUAUAGGCUGAAACACUAUUCAGAUUUUUAGAAGAAGAUAUGAGAGAGAAAUUACAAGUAACCCAGGUGUUGUAAUCUGCAGCUGACAAAAUUCAACAAGAGGUUUUUUCAAACUGUUUUAUAUGGAAGUUGAAAAAUACUAAUAUAACAUCCCUUUUGUGAAUAUUGUUACAUAAUAAAUGUACCUGAUAACAA